This is a messenger RNA of Epinephelus moara (kelp grouper), 3598 nucleotides long. RefSeq names its product thyroid hormone receptor beta (gene thrb). Gene Ontology annotation, biological process: cell differentiation; negative regulation of transcription by RNA polymerase II; thyroid hormone receptor signaling pathway. Bases 463 to 1710 code for a protein of 415 amino acids. Lineage: Eukaryota; Metazoa; Chordata; Actinopteri; Perciformes; Serranidae. Gene Ontology annotation, molecular function: nuclear receptor activity; zinc ion binding; RNA polymerase II cis-regulatory region sequence-specific DNA binding. The transcript has 11 exons. The record is from RefSeq and is a predicted model, not a curated record.
UUUCGUUACUGUGCCGCUUUUUAACGUCUGUUUUCGGCUCCAUGUUGAAGUUUUUUGCGUGCAGAGACACAGAUUCUCGUAGCCGCAGACACUGUUAGCCCAUACUACUCUCACUUCACACACACACACGCACACACUCACACAGUGCACACGCAGACACGCGCGCAGCUCUCGCCUGAUUUGCACCAGCGCGGGUCAUUUUAGGUUAAACCCUGGCGCUGUGUCCCGUUCAGUUUAGCCGACGGAGAUCAUCACUGGUUCCAGUUGAGGAGGAAUGCACAGGCACUGGGACUCCAAAUAAUAUUGGGAAAGGAUCUCGUCUUGCAUAUGCGGUGUUUCUCUCGGGGAGCUCAGCAGCUCCUCAGCGCUGCCUGGAGUCAGACUUCACCACUUCCUCUGCUAGGUACCCAGAUGUCUGAGGAGGCUCUGAGGAUGACGACUUGGCCUUAGAACCCCACCAGUAUGUCAGAGCCAGCAGAAAAUUGCUCCCCCCGCUGGAAAGAUGAGGCCAUUCAAAAUGGGUACAUUCCAAGUUACCUGGACAAGGAUGAGCUAUGUGUAGUGUGCGGGGACAAAGCCACAGGCUAUCACUAUCGCUGCAUUACCUGUGAAGGGUGCAAGGGCUUCUUCAGGCGAACCAUCCAGAAGAACCUCAACCCGACCUACGCUUGUAAGUACGAGGGGAAAUGUGUCAUCGACAAAGUGACCAGGAACCAGUGCCAGGAAUGUCGCUUCAAGAAGUGCAUUGUGGUGGGAAUGGCAACCGACUUGGUGUUGGACGACAGCAAGAGGCUGGCCAAGCGGAAACUAAUUGAGGAGAACCGGGAGCGCCGUCGGAAGGAGGAACUGCAAAAGACAGUGUGGGACCGACAGGAGCCCACCCAGGAGGAGUGGGACCUGAUCCGUAUGGUGACUGAGGCCCAUAUGGCCACAAACGCACAGGGCAACCACUGGAAGCAGAAGCGGAAAUUCCUGGUCGAGGAAGCUAUGCUUCUUAAUGAAAUAACAUGUAAUUUAUUCUAUACUUCUGACCAGAGUGCAGCGGGGGUGAAGGAAACUAAGCCUGAGGAAAUUGGUCAAGCGUCCAUGGUCAAUACACCUGAAGGAAACAAAGUGGAUAUAGAAGCCUUCAGUCAGUUUACAAAAAUUAUCACCCCUGCCAUAACCCGAGUGGUGGACUUUGCCAAAAAACUGCCUAUGUUUUGUGAGCUGCCUUGUGAAGACCAGAUCAUCCUGUUGAAAGGCUGUUGCAUGGAGAUCAUGUCACUGCGAGCUGCCGUUCGCUAUGACCCAGAGAGCGAGACCCUCACGCUCAAUGGCGAGAUGGCAGUCACGCGAGGUCAGCUUAAGAAUGGAGGAUUGGGAGUAGUCUCGGAUGCCAUUUUUGACCUUGGCGUGUCGCUGUCCUCCUUUAACUUGGAUGACUCUGAGGUGGCUCUUCUACAGGCUGUCAUCCUGCUUUCAUCUGAUCGGCCGGGCCUGAGUAGCGUGGAGCGAAUUGAACGCUGCCAAGAGGAGUUCCUGCUGGCCUUUGAACAUUACAUCAACUACCGCAAACACAAAGUGGCGCAUUUCUGGCCCAAGCUGCUAAUGAAGGUGACGGACCUGCGGAUGAUCGGCGCCUGCCACGCCAGCCGAUUCCUUCACAUGAAAGUGGAGUGUCCCACCGAGUUAUUCCCUCCUCUCUUCCUGGAGGUCUUCGAGGACUGACCAAUGGAUUCUAGUGGAUGUGUGUGUGUGCAUGUAUGUGUGUGUGUGUGUGUGUAAGUAUGUGUGUGCAUACGUCAGCGCCUGGGCACCCUGGUGGUCUCAGGGGUGGAACCAGCAGAAGGCCCGUCACAAUGAACUUUCUAUUAGCACUACUGAGUGUCACUUCAUUCCAUAGUUUAGGAGUAGCUCUCUGGUCUAGUUUUGGAUGGAACCAUUCCUUACAGUGCGGGUACAUGUGAAUAGCAUUUUGCUCUUUUUUUUUUUUUUUUGGUUUUGUUGUUAAUGUUGUGGAUAUAACCUCUCACCUCGGAUUUUACUAUAGUUUUUUUUUGUGUUGAUGAUUGUACAGUUGGCAUAAUGGUGAUUUUAUCAACACUUGUUCAUUCAUUAGAAACCAUGCAAAUGUUGUAUUUUCCUUGCUUUAUGUUGAAAAACUCAAAAUGGCUGCUCACCUGACACACGUAACAAGACAUUGUUAGCGAUCUGUUAGCCUUCCCCCCACCUGCUCGACUUUAUUGGACCCAUUUGUUAGUAUAUUACUAUAGUCAGUCAUCCUUAUGGUGAGUGUCUGAACUGUUCAGUGCCUCGCCACCAUACUGUGACCUGACCUUUUGACAGCAACACUCAUUCUAAUGGACGACAGCUCACGGGCCUUUGUACGGCUCUGGGUAGCUACACAUCACAACGUGAAGUCGUAAUGCGGCGUUCCAGAGAUGUUGGAAAAAUCUGAAUCUCGCGACAGAACAGCGACUAAAGGCAAAACUCUCAGUAAGAGGCCAAGGCAUGAUUUUGCAACGUCAACUUUUAAGAUGUUAUUUGACGUGAUAUACACACUGCUAACACUACACAACAAUAUUGUUUAAUCCUCAGAUAAGUGUGACCACAACACCUGCCUUUGUUAUAAGUAGCCAGACAUGGAGUUUUGAAUUUUUUAGGGCUAGCAAACAUUGCUAAAUAUCAUGGACAACUUUAGCUAUUGCGCUAUGACAGCAUAUUAGGGCCAUGGAAAAACAAAUAACCUUUUAUUUCACAAAAGAAAGGGGAUGAUAUUUCGAAAAAUACGUCAGAUUUCUUAGAUUUAUUUUGGACGGUAGAGGAGAUACCCACACACAAAUGUAACACAAAAAAGGUGCUCAACAUGCAAAAAAUGAUAAAGAGCGAAUAAAAACAGCAGCAGACGUUUCAGUCCUUGACUAUCAACAGUGCUUUAUCUCAGCCUGUUGAUCUUCUUGUGGCUUUCUCACCCCGUUACAUUGGUGUGUGUGUAUCUCAUCUAUCGUCCUUUCUUGUUUGUCUGUCGUACCAAUGCACCCAAGACAAACCUUUUCGUUGCCCCAAGCAGGCACAGUUUCACAGCAGCCCUAAGACACGUUUGAAUUGUAAGUCGCUUAUUAUCCAUAGCAUAUCUUCCAGUUUUGAAAUGAUCAGGUCCACGUAAGAGUUUUAAUGUGGUCCGCCAAACAACUCUGCGUUCAGUCUGCUCGAAGAUGUGUCACCGUCUCUACAAAGGAAAAGAAGCAAAACAGAUAUUCUUAAGGGCUGCUUCACGGAUAAUACGUCGCUGAGAUAAGGAGAGGAUGCUAAUGGAAUACGACAAAUCGUAUUCUAGGAAGUGUUUAUUUUUGCAAAUCACAAAUGUCUGUGAUGCACAUGUGACGUGUUUCCGUCUUUUUAUAUAAAUGGUAAAUGGACUGCAUUUAUAUCGUGCUUUUAUAAUCUUUGUGACCACUCAAAGCACUUUGCAUCAACAAUUUACACACACAUUCAGAAGCAAUUUAGGGUUCAGUAUCUCGCCCAAGGACACUUCGACAUGUCUACUGCAAGAGCCAAGGACUGAACCACUGACCUUCUAAUUGGUCGACAGCUCUGCGAUGAUUAGUUGAUAAGU